Molecule: messenger RNA, 4194 nt
Organism: Aethalodelphis obliquidens (Pacific white-sided dolphin)
Lineage: Eukaryota; Metazoa; Chordata; Mammalia; Artiodactyla; Delphinidae
Gene: ZBTB8B
Product: zinc finger and BTB domain containing 8B
Exons: 3
Coding region: 1-1476 (491 amino acids)
Biological process (GO): regulation of transcription by RNA polymerase II
Molecular function (GO): RNA polymerase II cis-regulatory region sequence-specific DNA binding; DNA-binding transcription factor activity, RNA polymerase II-specific; protein binding
Source: RefSeq, a predicted model, not a curated record
AUGGAGAUGCAAUCCUAUUACGCCAAGCUCUUGGGGGAAUUGAAUGAACAGCGGCAGAGGGACUUUUUCUGUGACUGCAGCAUCAUUGUGGAAGGGCGGAUCUUCAAGGCCCACAGGAACAUCUUGUUUGCCAACAGCGGCUAUUUCCGAGCCCUGCUCAUUCACUACAUCCAGGAUAGUGGGCGGCACAGCACUGCCUCCUUGGACAUCGUCACCUCCGACGCCUUCUCCACCAUCUUAGACUUCCUCUAUUCUGGGAAGUUGGAUUUGUGUGGAGAGAACGUGAUUGAAGUUAUGUCGGCUGCCAGCUACCUGCAGAUGAAUGACGUGGUGAACUUCUGCAAGACAUACAUCAGAUCAUCCCUAGACAUCUGCGGAAAGAUGGAGAAGGAGGCCGCUGUGGCUGCAGCGGUGGCAGCAGCGGCAGCGGCAGCGGCAGCAGCGCCUCAUCGGGUGGACAGUGGAAGCUCCAGUUCAGGCAGGGAAGGGACCUCCUGUGAGACCAAGAGCUUGGUCUCUCCAGCCGAGGGGGAAGAGAGUGUGGAUCGGCCCAGAGAGUCCCACUGUGGUGACUGCAGAGGCUGCCACCCUCUGGCACUGGUGGGGAAAGACAGCCAGGGCAGUGGCUCAGUGGACAGUGACUGCCCCAUUCGACCCAAACAGAUGGAGCCCAAGGUGGAGUUCGAUGCCGAGGAAGUGGAGGUGGAGGUGGGUGGACAGCUGCAGCAGCGUACUGCCCCGCUGAGCCUGGCCCAUGGGGAGGAGGGUUUGCCCAGAGGCCAGGCGGUCGACUUGGCUUAUAGUAACUACCAUGUGAAGCAAUUCCUGGAGGCGCUCCUGCGCCACAGUGCUGUCCAGAGCAAAGAGGACGCGGACCAACACUUUUCUCGGAGUUUGGAGGGAAGACCAGGUGGUGCAGAAGUAGCAGCCAUGAGUUCCAUGAUGGAUGUGCAGACUGACUGGUAUGGAGAGGACUCAGGUGGUGUGCUGGUGGUGCCCAUCAAGCUGCACAAGUGUCCUUUCUGCCCCUACACGGCCAAACAGAAGGGCAUCCUUAAGCGUCACAUCCGCUCACACACAGGGGAGCGGCCCUACCCCUGUGAGACCUGCGGCAAGAGGUUCACCCGCCAGGAGCAUCUGCGGGGCCACGCGCUCAGCGUCCAUAGGUCCAACCGUCCAAUUAUCUGCAAGGGCUGCAGAAGAACCUUCACAAGUCACCUGUCGCAGGGGCUGCGGCGCUUCGGGCUGUGUGACAGCUGCACCUGCGUUACAGACACACAUGAUGAUGAUGACGAAUUGAUGCCCAUCAACCUUAGCCUGGUGGAGGCUUCGUCCGAGAGCCAAGAAAAGAGUGACACAGACAAUGACUGGCCAAUCUACGUGGAGUCUGGUGAGGAAAACGACCCUGGCGGAGAGGAUUCAGAGGAUAGACCCCAAAUUCAGCCCAACUUAUCAGAUGGAGAGAUGCUUACGUAGCAAUAAAUGAGUGGAGAAGAGGGUUUAGAAUUUGUUCUUGCCAGUCCUGUGGUUGAAAGCCACCCUUUGUCCAAUUUUGUGGAACCCUGAGAAGAACAUUUUUUCACUGUUAUUUGCAUUUCUGUUAGACUACAUGGUGGAGGUUGGAUUCUGUGACUCAAAGGACUUUUUAGUGCCGCCCUUGAUUUCUGAAAGCUUUCUGAGUGAAUCAAGGUUGGCUCUGAGGCGUCCCGUUUUUCCUGCCAUGCAUCCAAACUCUGGUUUGAAGGAAGAUAACAAAAUCUCCAUACUUUUUUCAUAGUGUCUCAAUCUUUCUGCAUUCCUGUGUCGUCAUCCUCUUGCUCUGAAAAGGUGGGCAAGAAUAUAUUAAGUUUUGAGAUCAAUCUUACUUCUGCCAAGCCUCUUCUAAUGAAUUCCAUACUUUAAUUUUCUGGUGAAGUAUUAAGGAGAAAGUUUCCUUGAUAUAAGGCAGACACGGUCGUCUGGCUAUAUGACUGUAAAAAUUACUUUCUAAAUCUAAGAUUGCAGUGUUAAAGGCUGGGGGUGUUUAUGUGCAGACAAGCAUGGAAAUGAGCUGAAAGUUUCCUUAUGGCACUGUGACUUGCCCCGUUGAAUUAAAUUUUAAGUUAGCCCCGGGAAGGGAGCCUGAGAGCCCAGGUCUGGGUGGUUUCCCUGUUUGGCUUGGGAUUUAACAAUUCUGUGCACACAAAUAACCUGUUUUAUGAUCAUAAAACAAGGCAUUUGGGCAAAACUCAAAAUGCUCCUAUGCGUUUUCCAGCCAUUUCCAAGAAGCCACUACUGUGUAACCUGGAAAUGCAGCCACCACUGACAUUCCUUUACUUCGUUUAUGAAUAGAACUCUAAUUGGAGGGAAAGGGUAAGCCAAUAUAAGCAAGUUAUAUGUCUAAAUUGUUUACCUUUUAAAAGAUCCUUUGGAGGGAAAGGGAAGGUUACUAGAAGAACAGGUUUUUAAAACGAGUCUGCUUUUCACCCACUUUGCAGCCAUGCAAUUAUUCUAACAAAAGAGACUGUACUUCUUUAAAAGUCGAAAGAGCAGGAAAUAUUAGGGAUUAAAGAUAUUUAAGGCACUUUCAUAAUUUUGUCUUAUGUUAAAGUAUCCAAAAUGAAUUUUCUUCCUUCAGUUUUACUAUAGUUGUAUUUCAAAAGACGGUAAAAAAAAAAAAAAAAAAAAAAACACUUUCCUUUCUGCCUCUUGAACAAAAAGAGAUAAUCAAAAAAUUGUAAAUUGGCUUGUAAAUAAAUGUUAGCAUUGAAGGGUUCAGAAGGUGUUUAAACUGUACUUCUCAAUAGAAGUUAGAACCCUAGGAUGGUGCUAGCCCCAGACAGCAGCUGAAUUCUUGGACCCCAGUCCACACAGUAGGACCACACAUUGGCCUGAAGUAGACUGGAAGUUUAAAAACCGGUCUAUUAACAGAGAUAGUCGGAAAAUUAUUGUUCUAGAUCAAGAAUUACACAUUGAAAAUUUUCAAGGACCAGAAACACUUCUUACCAGCAAUGAAAAUAUUAGCGUUGUUUUAAAAGCAGGACCUUAGCAAAAGGGAAACCUAAAAGGAGGUGUAGAAGAUAUACUUUGCAGGGAGUUAUGUUUGAUAUUUUCGUUCUCUCCGUUCAAAGCGUUUCUGAUGUUUUCAUAUGACUUUUCUACCUCACAGUUCAACGCUCUGCCUGCUUUCUCUGGCAGAGCAGUGAUCCUCUCUGGUGACCCCAUAACCUAUUCACAUCACUGGGUGCCAAAUAAAAAAUUUUACAUUAGAGAUUACACUCUAAGACAGUGAUUUUCAACUGGGGGUGAUUUUGCCCCCCAGAGUACAUAUAUCUGGCAAUGUCUGGAGACAUUGGCUGUUUGGAGUUUGCGUGUUGGCAUUGGGAAUAGCUGAAUUCGGUCACUGAAUUCUAUCACUUUUAAAGGAGAUAAUUCCUCUGUGUGGACUAUCAGAUAAUAAACUGUCCUCAGUUUUAAAUUUAUGUUCCCAUUUGGUGGUCAGCAUUUAUAAUCUGCACAGUGUCUUUGAGGUUUAAUUUGUGGAGUUGGUGAUAUUUUUAUAAGUAAAUUCACAGUUGGGCCCAAUGCAGACCAUUAGUGAUUUAGUUUAUAUUUGGCAUCUUUCUGGCAUAUUCAGUCCAAGUUUGCAAAGGGAUUUUUUUUCUAAUAUUACAUAUACUGCAUGGAUGGGAACAGGAUUUUUACUUGUAAUGGGAUUGAAAAGCGGCACCCUUGGGAAGUUGUUUCUUUUGGGAGAAGGAAACAGGCUUUCACAGGGGUUGGAAAGGAAUAUAAAUAAGGCCUGGAUCUGUAAUACCUUUAGAAAUGACAUAGAGCAUCAUGGCUUCUGGUCAUUUGGCAGAAAGAUGCCAGUCUGAUGUAAAUAUUUUGGUGGUCACUGUACUUUGAAUAUUCCUUAAGAAAGCUAUUGACCCAGUGGUCUGCAGAAUGUUGUGAAAUAGAGUAUCCUGGAGGUUCAGAAUAUUAUGAAGGGUUUUUUUAUUUUGUUGUUGUUGUUAAUUGAUGUUGUAAUAAACCCCACGUAGAGAAAGACAACAGGCAGGGCUGCAUGCACUGAUUCUGAGGGCGGUGGGGAGACUGGAGUGGCCUUUGGUCACUUGAAUUCUUACUGUUUCAUUUGGACGUCUAGGUUUUUCUUGUGUGUCCUUUGUGCAUUGACAAUAGAAUUAUCUCUGUGAAGUGUAAUGUAAUAGG